AUGUCCAAUAUCUCCCAGUUUAUCACAAACCCGCCACUUUUGGUGCAGUCGUCGCUCUCGCAGCUGCGAUACAUGGUUCUUAGCGAGGGUCUCCCGACAGAGUUAGGGAAGAACCAACUCAGAUUGCGGUGCUACGUCUGGUCAAUCCUGUCCAGAACAUCAAUGGAAAACGCCACAACGACGUAUUUGCAACUAGUGUCCCUGGGGCCUCCCAAUGCCGCGGUUUUUGACAAGAUCAAGAACGACACGGGGAGAACUUUCCAGACGGACCUCACUUUCAAGAAAAGAGUCUCAGAGGACGCACUGAUACGAUGUCUCUCCUGCUUCGCUUGGCAGACACAACAGUUACAACCGAGUCUACAUAUUGAAGUGAGCACGUACGUGCAGGGAAUGAACGUGUUGCUGGCACCGCUGGUGUACUCCUGCCCCACAGAACCAAUGGCGUUCCAGUUGUUUCAAACUUUGUGCUAUAAUAUUAUACCAACGUACAUCACCUCAAAUCUGAUAGGUGUGAGGAACGGCGCCAAACUGUUAGAGAUAUGUCUCAAGUUGAUAGACCCCAAAUUGAGUAAAUUCUUUACUGAUAAUCUGCUCACGGGGGAAAUAUACGGGAUGUCGUCGAUACUGACACUGUCCAGCUGCAACAAGCCAUUGGACCAAGUGUGCAAACUGUGGGAUUUCAUGUUCGCUUACGGGUUCCAUAUGAACAUUCUCUUUGUCGUUGCGAUGCUAGUCAAAAUAAGAGGGAAAAUAUUGAAAUCCGACUCACCAAUGAAUUUGUUGAAGAACUUACCGCCCUUUGACGCUGAUGAUAUCAUACGACUGGGGGUAGGAUUUCUCCCGAAAAUACCUUCUAACAUCUAUAAAAUGUUGGUCGAUCACUUGACCAACCCAAGCCUGUGCAUCGGUAAACCAUGA
Molecule: messenger RNA, 918 nt
Organism: Huiozyma naganishii CBS 8797
Lineage: Eukaryota; Fungi; Ascomycota; Saccharomycetes; Saccharomycetales; Saccharomycetaceae
Gene: BUB2
Product: Bub2p
Exons: 1
Coding region: 1-918 (305 amino acids)
Biological process (GO): activation of GTPase activity; negative regulation of septation initiation signaling
Cellular component (GO): mitotic spindle pole body
Molecular function (GO): GTPase activator activity
Source: RefSeq, a predicted model, not a curated record